AAGCUAAAAUUAUGCCCUAAACAGACUUCCCAGGAAUUUACAGUUCCCAGGGGAAGGAAGGAGGCUCAGUGCUAGCAGGGUUAUGCGCAGACAACGUUCACGUGCCUGGCAUCCACAACAUUUACCAACAGCCUGACGUGGAGCCUUAGCCUGGGACAUUCUGACAAACGCAAGAAGCAAGAUUUGAAGAAUAACCAGAGAAGAAACAAGGAGGUCAACAACGAGACCACUGAAGGAAAGAAAGCCUAGGAUAAGCCCAACACACGUCUCCUCUCAGCAUUGCCGGUCACCACAAGAGAGAUGGAGCCAAACCGCAGCUUCAGGGACACGUGGGAGAACUGCACGGUGGACAGCUUCAAGAGAACUUUUUACCCAGGGGUCUAUUUGGUUGUAUUUGUGGUGGGGGUCUUGGGAAAUGGCUUUUCCAUCUUCAUUUUCCUGCUGCCUUCUAAAAAACCCAAGUCGGUGAACGUGUUCAUGCUGAACUUGGCCAUUUCAGACUUCCUGUUUGUGUGCACACUGCCCUUCCGAGCAGAUUAUUACCUGAGAGGUUCUCACUGGGUGUUCGGGGACCUAGCCUGCAGGAUCAUGUCCUACUCCUUCUAUGUCAACAUGUACAUCAGUAUUUACUUCCUGACUGUGCUGAGCAUCUUGCGCUUUCUCGCUACGGUGUGUCCCUUCCGGCUCUUGCACAUAACUAGCCUCAGGACAGCCUGGAUCCUGUGUUUGAUCAUUUGGGUCUCCAUCAUGGCCUCUUCUGUCAGCCUUCUGAGUAGCGGCUCGACCCACAAUGGCCAGCAGGCGGUGUGCUUAGAGCUGAGCCUUAACAAACUCACCAAGUUGAGGAUCCUGAACUACGUGGUGCUGGGCGUCGGCUUUGUCCUGCCUUUCUGCACGCUGAGCAUUUGCUACAUGCUGAUGAUCAAGACUCUGCUCAAGGUCAAGUUCCCAGAGUCCACUGCGCGCAUGUCUCACAAGAAGGCUCUGGUCACCGUAGCUAUUGCCCAGCUUCUCUUCCUGCUGUGUUUCCUGCCCUACCACAUCCUGAGGACGCUUCACCUAAUCCAGUGGAAGGAGAACGAGUGCAAUGAGGUGCUACACAAGGCUGUCAUUGUCACCGUGGCCCUGGCUGCGUCUAACUCCUGUCUUAACCCUCUGCUCUAUUACUUUGCUGGAGAGAAUUUUAAACAGAGACUCAAAGUGGUGUUCAAAAGGGGAUGUUUACUGGAACAAACGCACUAGUUUUAUUUGUAUGUAGUUAAAAACAAGCAAGCAAACAAACAAAAAACAAGCAUGAGUAAGAUUUUUCAAAAAGAGAAAAUGCCCCCUAUACUUGUCAUUAUUCUGUACACAUUUCCCAUAAUACCUUGCAUUUAUGCCAUCACGCUGACAACAAAAACACAUGCCUGUUGGUUGAAAUUUAUUUUUUAUAGCAUUUAAAAACAUGUCCUUCAGGCACACUCUAAGAGGUCAAAUCUGAAAGGGUAAUUUGGAAGAAAGAUAUUUUUACCUGGGGUAAAAAUGGUCGAUGAAGAAUAAUUGUGUUUGAAUUGGCUUUUCCCCCCUUUGAUAUAAAGAGGAAGGCUUGUUGGAAAUGGAAUGGGUAGUGGAGAGUAUAUCUAGAAAAUAGGAUGUUAAAAAAAAACACUUUAAAAAAGAAAGUUACAGGAUGAAUUGGAUGCAAUAGUGGUGUAGAUGGCAUUGUGGGUAAAGUCACCCUAACAGAGAUGGUCCAGCCCUCUUGACUGCAGGGGUUGGUAGAGGAGAGCCUUGAGAGCAUGACUCCCACAGUAAUGGGGCUCUUAAGCUCAUGACCCCAAGACACUUUGCAGAAGAAUAUUAGGGGAAGUAUAGGAGAAGGAGUGGGUCGACCUCCUAAAAAAUAGGGAGGACAGUUGCCAAUGUCUGCAUAUUGGUGCCCUAGGACAAAGCCUUACAGAAAUCUGGACUUGAGAAGUCAGGAAGAAUUGGUUUCACCUCACACCUACCAGAUUGGCUAACAUGACAGCAAAGGAAAGUAAUGAAUGCUGGAGGGGAUGUGGCAAAGUCAGUUCAUUAAUCCACUGCUGUUGGAGUUGUGAAUUGAUCCAACCAUUCUGGAGGGCAAUUUAGAACUAUGCCCAAAGGGCGCUAAAAGACUGUCUGCCCUUUGAUCCAGCCAUAGCACUGCUGGGUUUGUACCCCAAAGAGAUAAUAAGGAAAAAGACAUGUACCAAAAUAUUCAUAGCUGCACUCUUUGUGGUGGCAAAAAAUUGGAAAAUGAGGGGAUGCCCUUCAAUUGGGGAAUGGCUGAAGAUAUUGUGGUAUAUGUUGGUGAUGGAAUACUAUUGUGCUAAAAGGAAUAAUAAAGUGGAGGAGUUCCAUGUGAACUGGAACAACCUCCAGGAAGUGAUGCAGAGUGAGAGGAGCAGAACCAGGAGAAUAUUGUACAGAGACUGACACAUUGUGGUACAAGAGAACAUAAUGGACUUCUCCAUUAGUGUCAAUGCAACAAUUUGGAAGGAUUUAUGAAAAAGAACACUAUCCACAUUCAGGGGAAAAACUGUGGGAGUAGAAACACAGAAGAAAAACUACUGCUUGAUCACAUGGGUCGAAGGGAUAUGAUUGGGGAUGUAGACUCUAAAUGAUCAUCUUAGUGCAAACAUCAACAGCAUGGAAAUAGGUUCUGAUCAAGGACACAUGUAAAACCCAGUGGACUUGCGAGCCAUUUACGGGUGGGGGGUAGGGUGAGGGGAGGGAAAGAAUAUGAUUCUUGUAAGCAAUUGA
This is a messenger RNA of Monodelphis domestica (gray short-tailed opossum), 2766 nucleotides long. It is a transcript of the gene CYSLTR2, whose product is annotated as cysteinyl leukotriene receptor 2. Gene Ontology annotation, biological process: G protein-coupled receptor signaling pathway. The record is from RefSeq and is a predicted model, not a curated record. Lineage: Eukaryota; Metazoa; Chordata; Mammalia; Didelphimorphia; Didelphidae. Gene Ontology annotation, molecular function: leukotriene receptor activity. Gene Ontology annotation, cellular component: plasma membrane.